Molecule: messenger RNA, 1350 nt
Organism: Gadus morhua (Atlantic cod)
Lineage: Eukaryota; Metazoa; Chordata; Actinopteri; Gadiformes; Gadidae
Gene: rnf141
Product: ring finger protein 141
Exons: 6
Coding region: 534-1214 (226 amino acids)
Biological process (GO): protein autoubiquitination
Molecular function (GO): ubiquitin-protein transferase activity
Source: RefSeq, a predicted model, not a curated record
UCUGCAAAAAACAGCAUUGCCAAUUACACCGAGAGAUUUAUUUUAGGCUUGUAUUAUAUAUGUUCAACCAACAACUAAAUCCAUUGACCACGAACAGACGGAACUGCAGAAUAGGAUUUUUGUGUACAUUCCGCACAAUGCUGCCCCCUGGCGGUCAUUCUAAUGUAUUAUAUAAAACGAGUUAUCGCGAAUUAAAAGUAUUAAUAUUAGUAUGAUCAUUUUAAGAAUCAACAUUUAUACAUAUGGCCAUACUUUACUUUAAAGUUAGUUCUAGCGAAUUGAUUAUUGAUAAUAACUUUAAAUUCGGACAUCGCAUACGCACCGUGCGUCAUCAUGCAGCGACAGCGUUCUGUCAACAAGCGUAUCCAUCCGCGCUGAACGCCAACUGAAACCUCUUCGCCCUACUUUAUCAAUAGCACCAAUAAUAUCGAUCAAUAAGCCCGUGAUGAAAGCCCGGGUCAGUGCCAGGGUGCAGCUCUACGCCGACUGAGGCCGCCUCCCCACCCUCUCAAACCGCCGCCACCGCCGCCGCCAUGGGCCAGCAGCUCUCGGGCCAGGCCAGCCGGCUGCCCGAGAAGCUGGUGAGGCACGCGGGGCUGGUGAGGGACAGCGGGUACCUCACCUACGAGGAGUUCCUGGCCAGGGUGUCGGAGCUCAACGACGUGACGGCCCAGCUGGCCGCCGGGCAGCAGAAGCACCUCCUCUUCGAGGUGCAGCCCGGCUCCGACGCCAGCGCCCUGUGGAAGGUGGCCGUGCGCGUGGUGUGCACCAAGAUCAACAAGGAGACGGGCACGGUGGAGGCCACCCGCAUCAUGAACCUGUACCAGUUCACCCAGCUGUACCGCGACGUCACCAGCCAGGCCGCCCAGGUGCUGGGCCCCGAUGGCCCCUUGGAGGGCCCCUCGGCCCAGCUGCCCUCCACCGACUCCUGCCAGGCCAGCAUGUGGAUGGGCCGGGUGAAGCAGCUGACGGAUGAGGAGGAGUGUUGUAUCUGCAUGGACGGCCGGUCGGACCUCAUGCUGCCGUGCGCACACAGCUUCUGUCAGAAGUGCAUUGACCAAUGGAGCGGGCAGAGCAGGAACUGCCCCAUCUGCCGCAUCCAGGUGACGGCGGCCAACGAGUCCUGGGUGGUGUCAGACGCCCCCACCGAGCACGACAUGGCCGACUACAUCCUCCACCUGGCAGACGAGGCCGGCCAGCCCCACAGUCCCUAGGGACACCACCCAACAACACCACCGAAAGUCCCUAGAGACACCACCCAACACCACCGCCCACAGCCCCUAGAGACACCACCCAACACCACCACCCACAGCCCCUAGAGACACCACCCACAGCCCCUAGAGACACCAC